AUGUGAAGAUUUUUUGGCAGUUGAGUGUGGAAACUCUUGGUCACCUGUAUCUUCCUUUAGCCCUUUUUUUGCUCCCCUCCCCACCAUUUCUAACUGUGUGCUGUGGUUAAAGAAGGGUCUGUCCAAAUGAGCAAGACAUCCCAACAGAGCAGUACUGCAGGAGCAAAUGGAAUAAGUGUUAUUCACACACAGGCACAUGCCAGUGGUUUGCAGCAGGUUCCUCAGGUGGUGCCAGUCAGCCCUGGGGGAGGAGGCAAAGCUGCACCUCCCAGCAAGCAAAGCAAAAAAAGUUCUUCUAUGGAUAGGAACAGUGACGAGUAUCGGCAACGAAGGGAGCGGAACAACAUGGCGGUGAAAAAGAGUCGGUUAAAAAGCAAGCAGAAAGCCCAGGAUACUUUGCAGAGGGUCAACCAGCUUAAAGAAGAGAACGAACGCUUGGAAGCAAAAAUUAAACUGCUGACUAAGGAAUUAAGUGUGCUUAAAGAUUUGUUUCUUGAGCAUGCACACAAUCUGGCAGACAACGUACAGCCUAUGAGCACUGAAAGCACUACAAAUCCCGAUAACACAGGACAAUAGAAGGGUUGCUUCACAGUCUUGGGGAAUUGAACUUUAGGAGGUGUGACUUACACCACUCACAUAGUAUCAAAGCUGAUCUGUUUUAAUAUUUAAAGAUCCUUUUUGGGAUAUUUUCUAGGUUAAGCACUGAAGAUUUGAUUAGCCUAAAAUGUUAACUUGUUUGUCUGUUUUGAAGUAAUAAGUUACUUUUUAUCAAAAGUUAGAUAACUUUUUGAAAGACAUAAAAAUCUUAGAACUUGAUGUUAUUGCUAAGACUUGGAUUUCCCCAGAAAUGCUCAUUAUCUUUUUUGGCAUGGAGGAAUAGGAGUAUACCAGGCAAAUGGCAGAUCGGGCAGAAGUUUGCCGGUUUUAAUGGAUGAAGAGAAUUGGAUGAAAAAAAAUUAAUGUUAAAUAUUCUUUUAAAAAUCUGUACACUGUAAUAUAAAUUGGCUGUUUAGAGACAGAUCAGUUUAGAAUACGGGGGUUAUAAAUACAUUGUUUUAAUGUAAUUAGAAGUUUUUCCCUAGUUGGCAUAAAUUACUUGUCAAUAGUAUGGUUCAGCAGUGAUGGCUAAAGUGUUACAAAUGAUUAUUAUAAACAGGGGAUUAUAAAUGUGUUAUGUAGCAAAUUGAAAUUGGCAUACCCAAACUGUAAAUGGCUAAAGGAGCAAUUGGAUUAGUAUUUAUUCUUCUAAGCCUCUAUGUCAGUGACAUUUGUUAGAAUUCUCCUUUCAGGUUUUCUGGGAUUAUAGGGCUAUAUGAAAAAAAAAUCAGGAAUGUUUAGGACAACUCAGAAAAACUUAAGUGUCUCUAAGUGUAACUUUCAAGAAUUGUUAAAAUAGACCUUAUUGGCUACAUAUAUUGAAAAGUACUUCCUGUAGUAUACUAGCAGCUUGUUUAGUAUUUUGUUCAAGAGGUAGUUUUACUAAGAAGGGAACUUUUCUUAGGUCACAAUUUUAUAAGGGAGCAUUCAUUAAAAAGUAAAUUUUUAAAAAUUUUAACAAAAGAGUGAUUACUUAAAAAUACGUGGAUGACUUCAUACUUUUCCUGAAAAUACAAUGGUACUGUACCAUUAAGGUCUUUCAUAAAAGACAAACUAAGAUGUCAAACCCCUUUAACUUAUUUCAUCGUUUGUAAUAUCAGCCUGGCAUAUUUCUUGUCUGGUCAUUGCAUUAUACUCUUCCAAAUCUUUUUGCACCAUUUACUUCCAUUCAUUAACUUUUAAGCCUGAGUGCCCUGUAAACAUAUUUAGAAAGAGUAUGUUGGUAAAAAAGUUGUUAGGAUGCUGAUAGAGAAAGUACAAAAUUAUUUUGUGAUUAAAAAUGUCAAAGGGAAGCUCUAGAGACUAUUCCAUUUGAUAGUAGCAGUUCAGAAGUCUUUCUUAACAUUUUUUUGGCUCUGCUUUAUCUUAUCUGUUUUACUUUGUAAUUUUACAUGGGCCUGGCUUCCUCGCCAUUUAGUAGAACUCAUCUACUCUGUUGAGGAAAGGAAGCCAGACUACCCAACAGGUAAAUCUGUUUCCUUCUGUCUGCUUCCUGGUUUCUAGCUGUAGUGCAGUGCUUCAUACCAGUAUAAUUGAGACAGUUGAGGGAAGUAGGAGGGCCUUUUAUUUACUGAGUGGAAUACUUUGCAGUGGAACAUGUGGAGGUUUUGAAUAACUAGGGUGAUAAACUCCCCUUUCCUGGCAUCUAAGCCAUUUUGCUCGUCAGGAUAGCUCUUUAGCUUAGGGGAAGGGAGAGACUGGAAACUCUAUGGGAUAAAAUUGCUGAUUAAGGUUUAGUUUAUAUUGUCAAAUUUGAGCCAAUUUUAAUCUUGUAUUAGACUCAGUAGAUGGAGUUGUGAUAAAUGACAUUGGGCUUGCUUAUUGGAAUAGGGUGAGAGUUAGCUAAAGCCUUUGUAGUUGUAGCUCUGUUUGUGAAGAUAGGAACCAUAUGUCUGUUUAUGAAUGAUUGGACCUUUCUUGGAAAGAUACUGACUUCAUAUGGAGCAAGGAAAGAGUAUGGGGGUUUUGUAAGGACCAGUUCACUGUGUUGGCUUGAAAUGUUUAUCUACCUGUUAAAGCUAAUAGAGGUUUUGAUUAACUAGGUCACCUCAUAUAAGUCUUCAGAAGCAGAUUGAAGCUGGAUCAUCUCACUAAUAUUUUAAAAUGAAAGUCUCAUAACUGGGGACAUCAGGUCACUAUGUCAAGCACAUACGGUUCUAGACUUUUUUUUCUCUCUUGUAUAAUUUGCUGAAAAACACACCCAUCAUAGAAGUACAGAAUGACAGCUUAUAGAAAUGUAGUCAAAUCCCCUUAUGGUAUAGAUGAGGAAACUAAGGUACAGAAAAGUUGUGAUUCGCCAAAGAUCACAUGGCAAAUUAGUGACUGAGCUAAGACUAGUAUCCAGAUCUCCUGACUUCCAGUCCAAUGCUCUUUGCUCUGCAUGGUGUUAAUAACCUCAUCAGACUUGAUAUGUUUUUCAGUGAUCCCAUGGGGAUUCGUGGGUGCUAUUGGGGGUGUUAGAUGUGUGUUAAGUAUCUUAAAAUCGGCUAAAAUAUAACUUGAAACUAUUUCUUAAGUGGAUUCAAGCUUUCAUGUUUGAGCUAAGUAAAUUGCAGAGUUUUAGUUUAAGAUAUAAUAGAGACAAAUUUCAUAGUAUACAAAAGUAGAGGUACAUCUGUAAUACCUUAAUAUGUCUGGUUGGAACAAGGGCUUCGGUUUUUAGUAGAAUAACAGUAAGUACAUAAUUCAAAGGAAAACCAAAUGUUGGGAAAUGACCAAGUUGAGAGCUUCUGAGAUGAUCAAGUUACUAUGUAUUCUUAGUGCUGCCCUGAAGCCAUAAGAUUUGGUUUGCGAGUUAAGCCAUUCUUUUGGCCAAUGUUCUUAGUCUCUACACAAACUGGUUGGCUGGUGGUCUUCAAUUUGUGUUUUAAUCUUCUGUGCUUUUGAGGUUAUAAGUUUCUGAAUAGAAAUAACUUCAGAGUGCAAGAUUUCAUCCUCUAAAAGCUUACUAUUGCUUAGACUCAGUCUGUUUCAUUGACUUAAUGUUAGAACAAGAGCUCAGGCACUCUAGAAAACAUGCUAACAGAAUGGAACCACAUUCUAGAAAAUCAGGGCUUAGAAAAUUUGGAAAUUGACAUAAAUUGGAAGUGUGUGUGUGCAAUUUAAAGCACUUCCGCUUUCUCUGUUGUCUUUAGCAGACCUAAAAUAUUUAACCUAAACCAGAUAGUGCUCAGAGUACUCCAAACUGCCUUAGAGAUAGGGAAACUGGUUUUUAUGUUGAAUUGACAGAAGCUAAGGAGAAGAAAGACCACUUAAUGGCUGUUAGCUCUGCCUCUCAGGAAAAAAAUAAAAGUACCAACUUGUUCUUUCUAUUCCUGGCUUUUCUCAGUUUGUGAGAUUUCUAUUUUUUUAAUAAAAUUUGAUUUCUUCCAAUGAAUUUGAAAUAAAAAUCUUUGGAACAAUGGCA
Messenger RNA from Trichosurus vulpecula (common brushtail), 4003 nucleotides. It is a transcript of the gene CEBPG, whose product is annotated as CCAAT enhancer binding protein gamma. The transcript has a single exon. Gene Ontology annotation, biological process: regulation of transcription by RNA polymerase II; DNA-templated transcription. Lineage: Eukaryota; Metazoa; Chordata; Mammalia; Diprotodontia; Phalangeridae. Bases 127 to 576 code for a protein of 149 amino acids. Gene Ontology annotation, molecular function: DNA-binding transcription factor activity, RNA polymerase II-specific; RNA polymerase II cis-regulatory region sequence-specific DNA binding. The record is from RefSeq and is a predicted model, not a curated record.